Messenger RNA from Raphanus sativus (radish), 3185 nucleotides. Its product is annotated as TNF receptor-associated factor homolog 1a. Gene Ontology annotation, molecular function: protein binding. Bases 135 to 2936 code for a protein of 933 amino acids. Lineage: Eukaryota; Viridiplantae; Streptophyta; Magnoliopsida; Brassicales; Brassicaceae. The transcript has 13 exons. The record is from RefSeq and is a predicted model, not a curated record.
AUUAAGGGCUUUCUUUUGUUUCCGCUCUUUUUUGUUCUGUGUUCUUCUCCACCAACUCUCUCUUUCUAGAGAAGCUUGAGAAUCUGCCAUUAAAUCCAUUCAACAUUUGAAGGAGAGGCUUACGCUGUAGAGCAAUGUCGGAGACUAGUAAUGAAGACUAUGGAUCAGGACAAUCACCAGAGGAAGAUAAUUCAAAUGGACAAAUAAAUCAUUCACUUGUGGAGUGGCGUUCCUCUGAUGAAGUUGAGAAUGGGUCUCUUCCGACGUCCCCCCUCUACUUGGACAUUGAUGAAUUUGGAUCAACAUAUUCUGACCUAUAUGGGAGACAUACUUGGAAGAUUAAGAACUAUUCAGAAAUCAACAAACCUGGGUUCCGCAGCGAUGUAUUUUAUGCUGGGGGCUACAAAUGGCAUAUUUUAAUAUAUCCACAAGAGCGUGAUGAUGGCAACCAUCUCUCUGCGUUUCUCUGUCUUACAAACCAUGAAGAACUUCCUCCGGGCUGGGGUCAUUUUGCUCAGUAUACUUUAGCUCUUAUGAAUAAAGAUCCAAAGAAAUCAACAUAUUUAGAUUCAGUAAACUGGUUUUGGAAGAAGAAGAAUAACUGGGGAUGGAAUAAGUUUAUAGAGUUGCCUAAAUUACAGGACGGGUACAUUGAUGAUUUGGACUCUCUUAUCAUCAAGGCCCAAGUUCAGGUGAUCAGAGAGAGGGUGGACAGACCUUUCCGCUGCCUUUCUAGUCAGUACAGGAGGGAACUUGUUAGGGUAUAUUUACCAUAUGUAGAGACCAUUUGCUGGCAGUUUAUAGAAGUGGAAAGAGCCGGAUUUUCUAACCUGAUACAAGACAAGGAAGAAUGGCAACGCUUUAGUUCCUUCUGGUCACGGUUGGACAAAGAGACAAGGCGUAACAUGUCUCGAGAUAAAAUGGAUGCGGUUUUAAAUAUAGCUGCAAGAACCUUCUUUGUCAUGCAGCAAGGUUCAUCCACUUUGAUGAUGGAUUCCUUGUACAGUGGGUGGAAGGCUAUUGAAGGCCAAACUAAGAAGAAGAAGAAAAGUAGGGAGAGACAAAUGGAUAACGAAGAACUGCCAGCUGUCCCAGCUCCAAUUGUCAGUGUGGACCAAGACAUGUUUGUAUUAUUGGAUGAUCUGUUAAUACUCAUACAGAAGACUGUUAUGACACCAUUUCAUAUAAAAGAUUCGAAGGUGGGGAAUGAUGGAGAGGAAUACAGUGAAGAAGCCAUAGGGCGUGAUGAGAGUCGUCUAGCUGAGGUUGGUAGGCGGACAAUGGAGAUGCUUGUUCUUGCACAUAUAUACAGCAAAAAGGUUGGUGUUGCAUACAAAGAACAUACUGCACUGAAAAGGCAAGAAGAACUAAUUCACGAAGAAGAGAAAGAGUCGCUGGCAGAAAGCAAACAGAAGGCAAAAAGGGGAACAACCGAAAAAGAGAGAAAAUCUAAGAAGAAACAGGCGAAACAGAAGAAGAACAAAAAGGAGAAAAGGAAAGAAGAGAGGUUAAGAUCCCAAAGAGAAGAAAUGGAUACUGAGAAAGAGGAAAUUGUGAGAGAGAAAACAGAAUCAUCAGCUGAGAAACUUGACACACUUGGAGAGAGCAGCCCUGUUCAUUGUGGAUUAGAUGCCUCUGAGUUUCAUCUUCCCCCAUUAGAAGACACUAGCAGAGGAAGAAGCAGUUCCAUAUCUAUACCUAGUGGUGGAGGUAGAAGCAGUUCCUUAUCUUUUCCCAAUGGAGUUGCAGAAACCUCAGUUUAUUCUGAUGAAUCUGUCCAAUCAGGGGUAUCUAAUGGGUCAUAUUACAAAGGGAAUGUUUCAAACUGGCAAACCAAGAUUUGGCGUAGAAAAGAAAAAAUGCCACCAAGAAAAUUAUCCACUGAAACAGAGGACCAACCUUCAAGACAUGCAUCUAACCCUAAGAGUCAAAUCCAUUCUUCUGAGACACGCAGAGUUGCUGAACCUGACGUGGUUAUCAAGGAAGCACAUAACCCUAGGCAGCAUAAUCCUGUUAGCAAGGAUCGUGGCACGGUUCAGACGCAAGAGAAAAGCCCUGCUGUGUUUUCCCCACGCAGAUAUUCUCCCUGGAAUCUCCCAUCUGUAGCACAAGCAAAACCGGAGAAAAGGGGUGUUUUCAAUGUAGAUGCCGUUCCAAAUAGGAAAGCAAUAUUUGCUAGAUCACCUUUAUCAGAUCAAGCUGUGGGUUCUAGAGCCGCUGUACAGAAUACUACUUCCCCAAUACCUUCUAUGUCAAGGCCUUUGCGUGCUCCUACAGUCUCCGUUGCUCGAACCUCCGCAACAUCCUUUGCUCGUUCAGUGAGCUCAACAGGCCGUGUAAGUGCCCCAAAUUACAUCCCUCAAUCCUAUAAACAUGCCGUAGUUGGUUCUCAGUCGACGGGAACAAGCGCAUUGCUCCCUGUAAACGUUGGCUCGGCGGAUGUUUGGUCCGGUGGGCUCUUUCGGACUGGUGGUUCAAGCUCAAACAGAGAUACAGCACGUAGUCUGAUGACCGAUGAGUUCCCUCAUCUCGAUAUCAUCAAUGAUGUGCUUGAAGAAGGACAUGGUUUGAUGAACACUAGCGGAUACCUCCGUGUGCCACAAUGGUUGAUCGACGUGUACUCAUUUCUUGCGGAUCUAGGGAUCUCUGGCAGGUCUAGGAGAAACAGUGAUGAUGGAUUUUACCAAUCUUACAGUGAAUACAUGUCAGGUUCAUCAUCAUCUUCUUCUUCGUUUUACUGGAACGGCCAGAUGGAUGGAUUGAUCCGACAAACACAAUGGCAGAGAGCGAAUAGGGACGUAUCUUUAUUGGCUAUGAGGAGCCAAAACAAUGCAUCAGAAUCUACGUACCGUAACUUUGACGUAGACUCAUCAAACCCGAACUUGUCAGCUCGAAUCAACGGCUACAGAGCCUUCAGGCCAUCAAACCGAAACUGAGUUUUUGUGUUGGAGUGGCAGGUAUGCUUUGUGUAAUAAACCUUUUUUUAUACAUAUGAAGAUGGAAAGAAAAGUAAAAGAAAACAUUUAUGUAAAGACAGUUUUCGUCCUCUUCUCUUAUAAUGAACCCUUUCUAUAGGUUUUUAAAAUAAUACAGCAAUAAUUAUGUUUCUUUUUAUUUCCUUUGGUGUUCAUAUAUUUUGCUUUUUUGUAAAGAUUCAUAUAUUUUGCUUUCACCCUCUAGGGGAA